AUGCCGAUGCAGCACUCAUUGGACAUGGAGCUUAUCACCGCUGCAGCUAGGUAUGCAGAUGAAAAUAGAUCUCGGCGUAACAUUCAUACCAAUCUGGAGGGUGUAAUCGGCCAUGCACGUACGGAUAGCAGCAUCUAUGGAUCUGGAAACUCGGCUUCCCCUGAUGUUCCCACCCCACCAACCGAGGGUGCUACAGCAGGGUUCAGCGCGGCUACUGCAGACCCUGCUCCAUCUGGAGCCGAAACAGCCGCUGAAGGCACUACUUACACCACUGUUGGAAACGUCAACAGCCAUGCUCCUUCUAGCACUGCAAAGACCACCACCACUGACGCGACUCAAAGCCACUCGUGA
This is a messenger RNA of Microsporum canis CBS 113480, 351 nucleotides long. RefSeq lists its product as uncharacterized. The transcript is spliced from 2 exons. Bases 1 to 351 code for a protein of 116 amino acids. Lineage: Eukaryota; Fungi; Ascomycota; Eurotiomycetes; Onygenales; Arthrodermataceae. The record is from RefSeq and is a predicted model, not a curated record.